AUGUCAAAAUGACAUACUUUAAAAUUAUUUGAAGUGACAAAAUUUACUUUAAGUGCUAAAAAUGGCUGAAAGUAAACAUCGACCAGUUGGGUCUGUCCAUGGUUUGGCCUUAUUGGACGGCUUUGUGUGUGUAUCUUGUGUGUGAGAGAGAAAGUGGAGCUCCCUCCCCUUCCCCUGGGUCUCUCCGUCGUAUUGUGGUUGUUUUUUCUGCAGCAUAUCUCUUCCUUCUCCAAGAAAUGUCGGCCGUUUCCAAUUUCACGGCGUGCCGGCGUUUCCAAAAUGGAUUCAGAGAAGAAUUACCUUUCAUUACUAACAAAUUUCUUACCAACAACAUUUCUUCACCAUUCCACAAGGUGUCUCUUGUUCAUUCAAAAAGGAUGUUCAAAGGUUCAAAUAUAAGAAUGACAUUGGUAGAUGAGAGACUUUCCAGCAGGAAGGUGGUUGUACCAUCUGAAAUAUUGGCAUAUGAGCUCGUUCAAGGAGCAAAAGUAAGAUGGAGUUAUAUCAUGGAGGGAUCUUUGCCCGAACCACCAACUGCUAUUCUCUUGCAUGGUAUUCUUGGCAGCAGGAAAAACUGGGGAAGCUUUGCAAGGAGAUUGGCCCAAGAAUUUCCGAAAUGGCAGUUUCUCCUAGUGGACUUGCGGUGCCAUGGUGAUUCAGCAUCUCUCAAGAAGAGAGGCACACAUACAGUUGCAUCAGCUGCUCUUGAUGUCUUAAAGCUGCUUGGCCAGCUCAGACUGACUCCCCGAGUUGUUGUUGGUCACAGCUUUGGAGGAAAAGUUGCAUUGAGCAUGGUUGAGCAGGUUGCAAAGCCCCUUGCACGGCCAGUUAGAGUCUGGGUUCUAGAUGCUACUCCAGGAGAGGUUCGAGCUGGUGCAGAUGGAGAUGAUCAUCCAGCUGAAUUGAUAUCAUUUCUGAGUAAAUUACCAAAAGAGGUCUCUUCAAAAAGAGAUAUUGUGGAGGCUCUUAUACAAGAAGGUUUUUCCAAGGAUGUAGCACAGUGGGUGGUAACUAACCUUCGUCAAAUCAACCCUGCUGGUUCAUCUCCUUCACCUUUGUCAUGGGUGUUUGAUCUCAAGGGCAUUGCUGAAAUGUAUCAAUCAUAUGAAGAAACAAAUUUGUGGAAAAUUGUGGAAGAUGUUCCUCGGGGUGUGCAUAUUAACUUUUUGAAAGCAGAAAGAAGUCUGCAUAGGUGGGCCCUUGAGGAUAUCAGAAGAAUCCAUGUUGCUGAGGAACAAGCUGUAGAGGAGGGAGGUGGAGUCGAAAUGCAUGUUCUCGAAGAUGCUGGUCAUUGGGUACAUGCUGAUAACCCAGAUGGGCUAUUCAAGAUCCUCUCAUUUUCCUUCCAAGGAUUUUAGGCUCACGGAAUUCUGGCCAUUGGUCAUGUGACCGCGAGAAUCGGCUGUGAACCCCUUGCAGACCUAUAGAUUGCAGAAAGAUCCAUUUUUUGUAGCAUAGUGUAUAUCUUCUCAUUCAUUGUGAUUGAGCGUUCUAGGAUGUGAUGUGCAGAAAUUAGAUUGCCUAGGAUAUUUCACCUUCAAAGCUGAAUACACUCUAUAGAAUUGUGCAAAUAACUUCCUGACCAGUUGGGGUCAUUCAACAUCAGCUUUGCUGGGUAUUUUUCCCUUCGAUUGAGAAAAA
Messenger RNA from Capsicum annuum, 1641 nucleotides. RefSeq names its product protein ABHD11. NCBI's taxonomy places the organism in Eukaryota, Viridiplantae, Streptophyta, Magnoliopsida, Solanales, Solanaceae. The coding region runs from base 99 to 1358 and encodes 419 amino acids. The transcript has 13 exons. The record is from RefSeq and is a predicted model, not a curated record.